AUGCAACUAUCCCUCUUCUUCGCUUUUCUGCCGCUGGUGUUGGCCUCCCCAAGCGCGACCGUCAAGGCCAAGCGUUCCUCGCCCGCCCCUCUCUUGGUGCCGCGAGGCGAGGUCGUCGCCCGAGACAGUUACAUUGUCAAGUUUAAUGAUGACGUCUCGUCGUCCGUCGUUGACGAGGCCGUGCGCCAGGUCCCCGGUGACGUGCAGCGCAUCUACGGCGACGUCUUCAAGGGUCUCGUCGGGACCUUGGACGAGAAGACGCUAAGCUCGCUUCGCAAUCGCCCUGAGGUUGAUUUUGUCGAAGUAAAUGGCAUUUUGUCUGAAACCCGAGUUGACACGCAGGCUGGGGCUGAUUGGGGCCUCGGCUCCACUUCCACCAGAGACGAUGUGUUUACUUUUGACAACAGCGGCGGCAAGGGAACUUGCGUCUAUAUCAUCGAUUCGGGCCUUAAGGACACUCUUGAGGAGUUUCAGGGCAACGCGGAGCAGGUCAAGUCCUUCGUACGAGGUCAGGAGACCGAUGUUACAGGUCACGGCACGGCCAUUGCGGGCGUCAUCGGCAGCAAGACCUACGGCGUAGCCAAGCAUGCCAAGCUUCUGGGCGUCAAGAUUGUGAAUGACACAGGCCAGGGACAAGAGGCGGAUCUGAUCAAGGCAUUCAACUUCGUGGCCAGUGAUGCCAAGAAGCGGAAGUGCCCAAAGGGUGUCAUCGUCAACGUGUCGUUAGCUUGCAACCACGCUGAGAAUGUGGAUCGGGCCGCCGCCUCCCUCACCAAUCUCGGGAUAUUCGUGGUAACCGGCGCGGGGAACGCCCACGCCGAUGCGUGCGAGCUGUCACCCGGAUCAGAGCCCAGUGUGUGCACGGUGGCAAGCACUAACCGCAAGAAACGCUUCGCCCCCUGGUCCAACUGGGGCAAGUGCGUCAACAUCCUCGCACCCGGAGAGGAAAUUAAGACCGUGGACCUAGACGGCGGCGAGCUGGUUGUGUCUGGGACUUCCCUUGCGGCGCCGCACGUUGCCGGCGUUGCAGCAUACCUGCAGGGGUUGCAGGACAAGGGCGCCAGGAUGAACGCCAGGGAACUCAUGGCGCACAUCUUGCAGCUCGCGACCAAGAAUGCCAUCGGCGGCGUGCCUUAUGGCACUCCCAACCUGCUGCUUUUCAACGGGGGCGGCGCCAAAGUCCAGCGACCAGAGUCACCAGACCGUCAGGGUUCUCGAUGGGCGCUAUUUCGUACUUCCAGAGCGCGGCAUGGGGUUGCAUAA
Molecule: messenger RNA, 1263 nt
Organism: Purpureocillium lilacinum
Lineage: Eukaryota; Fungi; Ascomycota; Sordariomycetes; Hypocreales; Ophiocordycipitaceae
Product: subtilisin-like serine protease
Biological process (GO): proteolysis
Molecular function (GO): serine-type endopeptidase activity
Source: RefSeq, a predicted model, not a curated record